AUUUCGUUAGUCUGUUUCAGUCUAUUUGGUUGUCAUUGAAUUGACUUUAGUUUUCAUUUAUAUUAGUAAAGCAUUGAAUGUAAACUUAAAAUACAAAUCAUUGAAUUGAUUGUCAAAUUUUAAUAAGUGUUUUGUGUUUUUUUUUAAUUGUUUUGGUCGUCAAUUGUGACCACAAAUUAAAGUUGUGGUAGUGAUCGGAGUGACAACUCUUUCAGUCCAUUAGCACAGCAACAGUCACUUCCGAUCGACGACUCCUCGCUGGACAUCAUCACCACAGACACAGAUCUAAGUCUAAGAGUGAUUGACAGCGAACACGACUAUCAGCUGAAGUCGAGGAGGAAUAUCAUAAAUACUAAUAAGACGGCCGCCAAUAGGCAAACAAUUAGUCGAUACUUGAAUUCAUUUGAUCCAUUUAUGGCCAAUAAUACCACUGAAUUAUUUGGUGAACUCAGCGAUAAUUUCUUCAAUUAUAACGAUUAUUCUGAUGACUUUGCCAACGCUCCCACGCCUUUCAUUGCUUAUACAGAUCUCAAUGAUAUAGAUACCGACGAUUUGGUCGGUAUCGACAACAAGCGCAACAUUGACACCAACAACAACAGCAACAAUGAGAUCAUUAAUUUAGAUUUUAGUAUAAAUCCUAACGAUAGCAGCUAUUGUGUUGCCAUCGAUGAGCCGAUGGUGACUGUUGAGAGCGGUACUAUCGAUGAUCAGUUGCAGGACGUCAAGCAUCUUGAGUGCAGUACACGUAAGCGUCGUAUAUCUUAUGUCGAUGACGACGGCGAGGAUAGCGACGUUGAUUCGGAUAAUGCUUCGAUUGCCACCGCAGUUACCGGCAAACCUAAGGCCAAAGUUGGCCGCAAGCCAUCCGGUGUUAAUAAGUGUAUGUCUCGUAAUGCUAUCGCUGCGCGAGAAAAUCGUGAGAAGAAAAAGCGUGAAUCAGAAGAUAUGAGACGAAAGCUUAACAUCGCUUUGAAGGACAACAAGGAAAAGGAUAGUAUUAUUGUUGAUCUUCGUGUGAAUGUCGCUGAAAAAGACAAACGUAUUGGUUAUUUGGAAGGAUUACUUGCUAACGACUCGGCCAUUGCUGCUAUAAUCAAACACAUGUCUAAUGUGCCGACUGUCCAACUGAUUGGCAGUCAUUUUCAAUCAACUGACGAACCUGUCUUACAAAAAUCGGACAAAAUGUUGGACGACAAGAGUGUCCGAAAAUCCACCCGAAUUGCCGCUAAGGGAGAGUCAGCGGGCAUUUGCUUUCAUGUGAACAACAAUAGGAUGUCUUUGGAGUUGUGCCGCAAGUGCUCGGAUUCGGCCAAAAGGCACAACAAAAAAGGCAAAUGAACCGGACUUAUGGACAUUGGAUUGGAUAAUGACCUCUGAUUUAAAUGUAUACAAAAGCUAUCAUUAAUAGCUCGCGUUAAGUGUCGCUAAUUAAAUGUCUUUAAGAGCUUCCAAACUCUUAGACAUUAACUUUGACUUUUGAGUGAGUAUUUUGCAUUAAAAAUGUAUUAAAAAAAGAUAAUUACAAAAAACAAAUCAUCGAAAUAAUGGACACCAGUUUUGUCAUCUAUAUCUGUAUUAUUGAAUAUUAUGCGACAUUAAGAGUACUAUCGAUUGCUAAAAAAUCACAUCUAAUUAAUUAAUAAUAAUGUGUAAUAAUUGUAUACUAUUUCCACACAACAAAAAAAAUAUCACUAAUUAUAACUGAGAAAUGAUGAAAAAAUUAUGUAACCAUUUUGUAACUCAGUUUUAUAGGAAAAAAAUGAUUUUAAGUUUAUUUUUAAUUUCAAUUUAUAUAUUUAUAUUACUUUAUUAAUUUUUAUUAUAUAUUUAA
Molecule: messenger RNA, 1831 nt
Organism: Oppia nitens
Lineage: Eukaryota; Metazoa; Arthropoda; Arachnida; Sarcoptiformes; Oppiidae
Exons: 2
Coding region: 415-1338 (307 amino acids)
Source: RefSeq, a predicted model, not a curated record